AUGACACAUGGAGGAGGCAUAACUAUAAGCAAUUCUUUACAAGAUACAGAAGCUGAAAUUUUCAUGGUUGGCCAACCCUUCAAAAAUGCACAAGAAUUCAAGGAUUCAUUGUGCGACUUAGCCAUCAACUGCAAUUUCAACUUCAGGUUCAUAGAAAAUGAUAAAGAUAGAGUUACUGUCACAUGUGCUGCUGAGUUAUGUCAAUGGCGUGUCCACGCCUCAAGAGAUAGCAACCUCCCAACAUUUAGAAUCAAAACAACCCAAAAUAGUCAUACAUGUGGUGGGGGUAUCGGCACAACAUCUCAUCCGAGGGCUUCUAAAAAAUGGGUUAGCAGGCAAGUAAUGAGGAAAUUGCGAGAUCGUCCUCUAUACCGGGCUGUAGACAUACAACGUGAUAUAUUGUGUGACCAUGGUGUCCGGCUACCAUACAAACAAGCAUGGAUGGGUAAAGAGGUGGCAAAGGGAAUUCUCCAUGGAAGCGACGUUGCAAGUUAUGAUCUGUUGAUAUGGUAUGCAAGUAAGGUUUCCGAAACCAACCCAGGUAGCAUCGUUAUCAUUGAGAAGGAUGGAGAACGCUUUAAGCGUGGUUUUUUUUGCUUUCAUGCAUGUCUUCAAGGUUUUAAGCGUGGUUGUAGACCCAUGCUAUUCCUCGAUGGCAACCAUUUGCUAGGUAAAUAUGGUGGCAUCCUACUAGGCGCAACUGCAAAGGAUGGUAAUGAAGGUAUAUUUCAUCUAGCUUUUACUAUUGUUGAUAAUGAAACUAACGAUAACUGGACAUGGUUCAUUUCCACUCUGUGUGAUGCAAUAUAUGGUGAAGAUGACUACCACAAAAUCAUUACAUUCAUUUCAGACCGUUCUAAGGGACUUGUUAAUGCCAUUGCCAAAGUCUUCCCCUCUACCUCACAUGGCUACUGUUUGUGA
Messenger RNA from Dioscorea cayenensis subsp. rotundata (Guinea yam), 921 nucleotides. RefSeq lists its product as uncharacterized. The record is from RefSeq and is a predicted model, not a curated record. The transcript has a single exon. The coding region runs from base 1 to 921 and encodes 306 amino acids. NCBI's taxonomy places the organism in Eukaryota, Viridiplantae, Streptophyta, Magnoliopsida, Dioscoreales, Dioscoreaceae.